Apus apus (common swift) is the source of this 1329-nucleotide messenger RNA. It is a transcript of the gene TATDN3, whose product is annotated as TatD DNase domain containing 3. Lineage: Eukaryota; Metazoa; Chordata; Aves; Apodiformes; Apodidae. The record is from RefSeq and is a predicted model, not a curated record. Gene Ontology annotation, molecular function: hydrolase activity, acting on ester bonds. Bases 41 to 853 code for a protein of 270 amino acids. The transcript is spliced from 10 exons.
CGCGGCCUGCCCAGCCCUUCCCCUCCGCCCCGGGCGCGGCAUGGCGGGGCCGGUGGACUGCCACUGCCACCUGGCCGCGCCCUGCUUCCAGCCGGACGCGGCGGCCGUGGUGCGUGAGGCGCAGCAGGCGGCGGUGUCGGCCCUGGUGGUGGUGUCGGAGCAGGCCGCCGAGUUCCGGAGCGUCCUGGCACUGUCCGAGAGGUUCCCGGGGUUUGUUUGGCCCUGCCUGGGGGUUCACCCAGUCCAAGAGGUUUCGCCCGAGGAGCAGCGCAGUGUCGCUUUGCAGGAUCUGGACGCUGCGUUGCCGCUUAUAGAACUCUACAAAGAUAAAUUGGUGGGGAUAGGAGAGGUUGGACUGGAUUUCACUCCCAGAUUUGCCAGCACAGAUGAACAGAAGGAAGGACAAAGACAAGUUUUGAUCAAGCAGAUUGAGUUAGCAAGAAGACUGGAUUUGCCUUUAAAUGUCCAUUCCCGCUCUGCCGGAAGACCAACCAUUAAUCUCUUAAGGGAACAAGGUGCUACGAAGGUGUUGCUCCACGCAUUUGAUGGGAAGCCAUCUGUAGCCAUGGAGGGGGUGAAAGCUGGAUACUACUUCUCCAUUCCUCCUUCUAUUAUAAGGAGUGAACAGAAGCAGAAGCUUGUGAAACUAUUACCUCUGGAAAGUAUGUGCUUGGAAACUGACUCUCCUGCUCUGGGGCCUGAAAAACAGGUGAGAAAUGAACCAAAAAAUAUCUACAUUGCUGCAGAAUAUAUUGCCAAAAUUAAAGGAAUUCCAGUUGAAGAAGUUGUAGAAGUGACGACACAGAAUGCACUGAAAGUAUUCCCCAGACUUCGGAACUUUCUUCAGAUAUAGUUUUGAAAGCUGAAAUACGAUAUUGCAGAAACUAUAUUUAUGGUAUAAUUAUAAAACAAACACGCAUCUUGCCUUGGAGUUUUGCUGUUGGAAAGUUCAAGAAGGGAGCAGAGUGUUACAUAGAUGCACAGGAAAAAUACAGGGAAUUUCUCAAAGACCUUUGGUCUGCACCGUUCUCAUCUCUUGGAUGUGAUGAAGACAGGGUGUUCAUUUGCAUCUCAUGUCUCUGAAUACUUUGUAAAGAAAAGCAUCAUAAAGUUGUCAGUUUAGUUUCUCAGACUCCUUGCUUAGCUGCUCUUAGUUUGGGCGAUGGCUAACGUGCAAUGCUUCAUGUCCUACUCAUUCCUUACUUUCUGCUGACUGAAAGUCUCACAGCUGUGGGCCCUCUCAUCAUACAAAGGCUCCUGGUGGGACUUGCAGACUGCACAUCCCUUUCUGAACCAUUAAAAAACCCAGCUGGAUGGGCAUUCUUUUUA